CUCGGGCUGCGUGCGAUACAACCAUUAGUCACAGUAGACGCGCGCACACCCGACUACUAAACUCGCUAAUGCGUAUGCGUAACAAUAUCUAUAAGGUCAAUGAAAAGGCUUACGAAUCAUUGCAUAAUGGAAACUUACUCGUAUAUAAAGAAGCGACGAGACUUCGGAAAACAGCCCAUGUUCUGUGAACAAGGGCCCGAAAUGUGCGACUCCAUCCUGCCCAACCCCGCGGAACAGAAAGCGUUCAUCCUGCGGAACCCGGUACAUCAGCCCACUCAGAACACCCCGAACUUCUCGCAGCACGAAAUCAACACAAAGCGAGCUAAAUACACUACGACGGGAAUCAACCAUGCCGAAGGUGGCUGGCCCAAGGAUGUCAAUGUAGUCGACCCCGAAGCCACGCAACGAUACCGCCGCAAAAUCGAAAAGGAAGAUGAAUAUAUCAAUUGCGUCAAUGUUUGUUGUCCCGGCAUGGAACACUACGCGUUACAAAACAACGCUAUUGAUAUGUACCAAAUAUAUUACUCGGACAUGGCCAGCUUGCCGCCCGUAGAGAAGAACAGCAUGCGGACUGUCAACGUGUACCGCGACCCUCUGCGAGGCCGCCCCGUCUCUUCCAUCUGCUGGCAGCCCGACCAAAUGCGAUUUGCUGUAACUUACGUCGACAUGAAUUUCUACCGUAACCCACUUGGCAGCAUCUUCGGAUUCUUAUGGGACGUGGAGACCCCCGCGGAGCCAUUUAUGAAUUUCAUGCCUCCGUCCAUAUUACUGGAUUUACAAUUUAAUCCAAAGGACAGCACCAUGUUGGCGGGAGGACUAGUGACGGGUCAGGUGGUGAUUUUCGACACACGGCGCGGCAGCCAGGCGGUGUCGGAGUGCCCGCCGCAUGUGGCGCACCGCGACAUGGUGCGCAACGUGCUCUUCAUAAACAGCAAGUCGGGGCUCGAAUUCUUCUCGGGCUCACCUGAUGGUGCGUGCAAAUGGUGGGACGCGCGAAAUAUGUCGGAGCCCACUGAUGAAAUGAUAAUUGAUAUCGCCAAAUACUCUUUUGAUGUUCCUCAUAUGGAAACUGCUUACGGUAUUAGCACAAUGGAGUACGAGUUCACUAUCCCGACGCGAUUCAUGGUUGGCACAGACAACGGUUACGUCGUUACCGGUAAUCGGAAAGGAAAAACUCAGCUGGAUAAAUUACCUGUCGUGUACCCAGCACACACUGGUUCGGUGCGGGCAUUGGAGCGCAAUCCGUAUUUCCUGAAGAACUUCUUGUCCGUGGGCGACUGGCGGCUGCAGGUGUGGAGCGAGGACUGCCACGACUCGCCCGUGAUCACGACGGCCGCCACGCGCCACAAGAUCACUUGCGCUAAUUGGAGCCCCUCCAGGUGUUCCCUGCUGCUGUGCACGGGCGCGGACGGCGUGAUCUCCGCGUGGGACUUCCUGCGCAGCCAGUGCAAACCCAUCGUCACCAUGUAUUUAGGCGAUGACCCGCUUGUCAAAGUCAAGAUUCACGAGCAGGGUUCCCUAGUAGCUGUUGGUAGUCAAAAGGGCAAUGUGUCUAUGUUAGAACUAUCAGCAUCCAUGACUGCAUCCGGCAAGAAUGACAAGAAUCUCAUGUUGGCGAUAUUUGACCGCGAGACAAAGCGUGAAAAGAUCCUCGAGGCCCGGCUUCGUGAAAUCCGUCUGAAGCAGCGGCAGGCGGAGGAAGGCAGCCCUCGACACAGUUUAGGCCUCGACGAUCCCUCGGCCGGGGACCGCGACUUGGCCGAGGCCACUACAGACUAUCAAGCUCUUGUCAAGAAGGAACUCGCUGCCAUGUAGGAAUUGAGCUCCACAUAGCACAAUAAUUUUCAAUGGAGUGAUUUCGAUGGUCAUUAGCCACGUGACGUGAUUAAGCUUAUGUGCGUGGCAUACGUGUGCUUUAGAAGAAUAAUGGGAUUAUGAAAACACAUGUUCGAUUAAAUUAAAUAUGGCUCAAAUUAAAUUAGGUACCUAUGCUUUUUUAGUUGUAUCGUACCUAAAUACAUGUAAUGAGGGUCUCGAUAUUGCUAGAUUAGUCACAUUUUGUUGUACCUAAUCAGAUCAGUUUUGAUAUCGUGAAUUAUCAUAUGAAUUAGAUAAAUAAAAUUGGAAAUGGAAAUCAAUUAUCGAUGUACGAUAAUCUCCGAUUUAUCUAAAUCAAUUGACUUACCUUUAAAUUGGCAGAUACCACAUUUAGCUAUCCAAAUUCGCAAUAAAAAGGCAUUGGUCAUAAAACCUUGUACGUUGUCCUGGUGAUGGAACACCUCAUUCGCGUAAAACGGCUCAUUUGCAUAUAAGAUAUAACAUACUUUUGUUAGGUAAAUCUCAUUAUAAUCUUUAGCUAUAUGGUAAAACGUCGUGUAACAUAGACUUGUAGGCGUGGAGCAAAAAUAUGACCAUGAAAAUUAUUAUUUACUCACUUAUCUAAUUUUGUUCUUAAUGACCUAAUAAAACUUAAGUAAAUCCUCGACCAAUUUCGUGUCCUUGGUUAGUCAGUAAUUCGUUACGAAGUAUUAAGUAUUUGUGAUUAAUUUAUAUUAGGUAAUUAAGUAUUAUAGAAUAAUAUAGACAUGAAAUAAAUGUCAUAUACAAAGAAAAAGUGAUCAUGGCCUCCAAGUGUCCCGAGCUGGAAUCGAACCAGCGUCCUCCGUUUGUUUAUAAAUAUAAUUUAAUUAAUUACUUCGCAUGUCGCUUAAUUUAGAAAGGAAGAUAAAGAAACAACCCAAAAUAGUCCGUCCCAUAAAAAGAGUCAUUUUUCAGAAUUCUCAGAACUUAAAACAUACGCUGUGAUUCUAAGAAUAUGUAUGUAUUUAAAUAAUAAAAUAGUUCUUUAUGUUCAAUAAACGAACGUAGACAAACAGCCUUAUUUGUACCAAUAGUCUGAGCCAGUUUAUGGCGAGCGCGACGUUAUUCAAGCAAGACGGAAGACAUUGGUACACGAAAGCGUUGUGGGCUCAGCUUUAUAGAGUUUAUAGGAUAACCAAUCCAGAUUACGCCAACCGAACCAGAUUAGGUAAGAGUACAGUCUGCAACUAAUGGAUGAAACAAGGCGCCUAAAAUGUCUGCUGCACUCGAAUACGUUCAAAGUGGCAGAUAUUUGAGGGAUCUACGUACGAGCAUAUCUGCAGUUCGCGUUGAAAAUAUCUAUCGAAACCUAAUUUUAUUAUUAUGUGUAUUAACAUAGCAUAUCUUCUAAACAGAGCACACUUGGAUAUUUAUACUGCGUAAAUAACCACCUUAUGACAUCAUCUUAUAUUCUAUUCUAAUGCAGUAUUUUUAGGAAAUUAUAGAGGCGAAGAGACUUAGAUCGUGUAUUUAUUGAAAUGUAAAUAUAUCGUUUAAAGGAAAUGCGCACCAAGUAAUUUUAUUUACUACUCUUGUUACUUACUGUACUACGACUUUUCAUAUACGUUAUACAGGGUGGCUCAUUCAAAUCGGUCAGUUUGGGAAAGUCUGAAACUAUAAGACAUACGAAGAUCUGUUCCUAGGAACCAUGUCACCGAUUUUAAUAAAAAGAAAAACUGCAUUCAUGCAUUUGAAAAAGAAGCUGUUGAAUACUCUAACGUUGGUCACUUCGAAUCGAACAUCUACUAAAAUAAAUUAAAUUAUGUGAAAACAAUUCAUAGAUACAUUUACAGCUUAAGACCUACACAAUCGAUAUUUGAAUAGAAAAACAUGUAAGUUUUUUUUUCAAAACAAGCGGGUUCGAUUCCCCAGGAUUUUUUUUUUCAAAAGUAUCAAUGCAGUUUUUCCUUUUAUUAAAAUCGAUGACAUGGUUCCUAAGAACAGAUCUUCGUAUGUCUUAUAGCUCCAGACUUUCCCAAACUGAGCGAUUUGAAUGAGCCACCCUAUAUCUUUAUAUGCAUUCAAAAGACGUGUGGUCCUCGUACACACAAUUUUAAGUGUAAAACAGUCUGUAGAGGUAAAUUACAAGACCGGCGAUGAUGUUGCUCAAAAUUAUUCAAAUUUCGUUACAGCCAUGUCAUGUGUUAAUUGCUUCGCGUUGCCAAAUAGAGCCAUACACUUUUCUAGACUAAAAUGUAAUCUUUAGUAUCUUUACUUGCAAUUGGCAACAAUUGGUAGCUACAAGCCGUGAAUUCUAUAAAUUUCGAUGAUUACGAAUAUAUAUUAUUAUAAUAUUUGAGCCAAUUUCGCGUCUAUUACUCGUUUGCAACUUAUUAAACAAUGUAGGAAUAGAGCGAGACUGCACCUCAGUAAUUUGUUGUAAAGUGUGGGUGGGAAAUGUACGGUACAUAUAUGUUGGUAAUUAUAAAAUUUUGUUAGAUUUAACGCUAU
Leguminivora glycinivorella is the source of this 4311-nucleotide messenger RNA. RefSeq names its product dynein axonemal intermediate chain 2-like. The transcript has 8 exons. NCBI's taxonomy places the organism in Eukaryota, Metazoa, Arthropoda, Insecta, Lepidoptera, Tortricidae. The coding region runs from base 100 to 1815 and encodes 571 amino acids. Gene Ontology annotation, biological process: cilium movement; outer dynein arm assembly. Gene Ontology annotation, molecular function: dynein heavy chain binding; dynein light chain binding. The record is from RefSeq and is a predicted model, not a curated record. Gene Ontology annotation, cellular component: outer dynein arm.